AUGGCGUCCGUGAGAUCAUUCCCCUCUAUUAAAGAGGUCCGGACCUUUGUUAUUGGCGGUGUUGGCUCCGGCGGCGACUACCACAAUGUUAAGGGCGGUCACUGGCUGAUUGACAGUCCCAUUUCCACGCCGUGCUCGCGGUGGGAAAAGUACCGUCACUCCAGAACGAGCUGGGGUAUCAAUGUCCUGGGUUCAUUCCUUGUUGAGAUUGAAGCUACGGAUGGCACCGUCGGCCUUGCCACCGGUUUUGGAGGUCCCCCUGCUUGCUGGCUCGUCCACCAGCAUUUCGAGCGCUUCCUCCUCGGUGCCGACCCCCGCAACACGAACCUGAUUUUCGAGCAAAUGUACCGUGGUUCCAUGUUUUAUGGCCGCAAGGGUCUUCCCCUCGCUGUCAUCUCUGUCAUCGACCUCGCCAUCUGGGACUUGUUGGGCAAGCUGAGAAACGAGCCCGUCUACAGACUGAUUGGAGGUGCCACCAAGGAGCGCCUUGACUUCUACUGCACUGGCCCUGAACCAGCGGCGGCAAAGGCUAUGGGCUUCUGGGGCGGCAAGGUCCCCCUGCCCUACUGCCCCGAUGAUGGACAUGCCGGUCUCAGGAAGAACGUUGAGUUCCUGCGCAAGCACCGUGAGAGCGUUGGCCCUGACUUCCCCAUCAUGGUGGAUUGUUACAUGAGUCUGAAUGUGUCAUACACGAUUGAGAUUGCCAAGGCCUGCGAAGACCUCAACAUUAACUGGUGGGAGGAGUGUCUGUCCCCUGAUGACACAGACGGCUUCGAGCAGAUCAAGCGUGCGCACCCCACCCUCAAGUUCACGACUGGCGAGCACGAGUACUCGCGCUUCGGCUUCCGCAAGCUGAUCGAGGGUCGCAACCUUGACAUCAUCCAGCCCGACGUUAUGUGGCUCGGCGGCCUGACGGAGCUGCUCAAGGUUUCAGCCAUGGCGGCUGCCUACGACAUUCCUGUCGUCCCCCACGCCAGUGGCCCGUACAGCUACCACUUUGUUAUUUCGCAACCCAACACCCCCUUCCAGGAGUACCUGGCCAACUCGCCUGACGGCAAGAGCGUCCUCCCUGUCUUUGGCGACCUGUUCCUCGACGAGCCCAUUCCCACCAAGGGUUACCUCACAACGGCGGAUCUGGAUAAGCCCGGAUUCGGCUUGACGCUGAACCCUGCAGUGAGGUCUAAGUUGAUCCCAGGCAGGGCCCUGCUGAACACCAAUAUUGAGAGGCCUCUGAAGACAGUGGAGGAGCAGGAGGCGACAAACGGCACGAAUGGUGCCUGA
Molecule: messenger RNA, 1281 nt
Organism: Colletotrichum truncatum
Lineage: Eukaryota; Fungi; Ascomycota; Sordariomycetes; Glomerellales; Glomerellaceae
Product: mandelate racemase muconate lactonizing enzyme family protein
Biological process (GO): carbohydrate catabolic process
Molecular function (GO): magnesium ion binding; L-rhamnonate dehydratase activity
Source: RefSeq, a predicted model, not a curated record